Messenger RNA from Manis pentadactyla (Chinese pangolin), 2775 nucleotides. It is a transcript of the gene BNIP5, whose product is annotated as BCL2 interacting protein 5. The record is from RefSeq and is a predicted model, not a curated record. The coding region runs from base 318 to 2309 and encodes 663 amino acids. The transcript has 12 exons. NCBI's taxonomy places the organism in Eukaryota, Metazoa, Chordata, Mammalia, Pholidota, Manidae.
AGCCCUGGGAUAGGCCGGGUCCAGCAGUGAUGGGGAGAGUCCGGCACAGCCAGGCCCUCAGCUCUCAGGAUUGGCUGCCGUGAGCUCAGCUCCCGGAGUUAUAAAACUCGACCAGAGCAUCUUCAGAGACACUCUAGAAGCUUGUGGCAGGAAUAGCAUCAUCUUCUCCCUGGGCUACCUACCCUCAGUGGACACAACUUUCAGCCUCUGCGGUGUCCGCCAACACCCAACACUGCGGGGGACGCCCGGCUCCGAGCCCCUGGGCUGGAGGUCCCAGCCACUGUGUCUGGGGACAGAGCGACUUUCGUGGUCUGAGCAUGACGGAGCAUCCGCAGUGCCCGAGGACGUCUCUCUCAGGGAGGAGAGCCAGGUCUCUGGACAGGUCACAGAAUCCCCGGAAGGACUCGGAGUCGUGCGACUGCCACUGCCUUUCCCUGCUCACGCCCCCCUCCAGGAGGGCGCUUCAGGGGACAGCCAGCAAUGGGACCAGAUGCCCCAAGAGCCCAGCUCAGUCAGCAGAGGCUCAGGGCACCAUGGCCGCAGCCCUAAGCCUGGAGGGGCCCAGGGAGUUUCUCCCCAGCGAGCGCAGGCCUCCACCGGACACCAAGAAGGACAAGGCCCAGAGGCGGGCCCAGCAGGGCUGGCUGAAGACUGCGCUGAACUUCGUCCUCAGGGUGGGCCCUGAGGAGCCCAAAGAAAAGGGCAGCAGGAGGGCGAAGGGGAAGGAGGGUUUCCCCCAGCCUGCAGAAACCCCUGAGUCACCGGGACAGCCAGCUUCCAGGAAAAAAGCCCACGACAAGAAGGCUACCCGCAGGAAACACAGUCACAAGAAACAAGGUGCUGAGGAAUCCCAGGGGGCCCAAGAUCAGGAAGCUGAAGGUCAAGGGGCAGGGCUGCUCAGGAUGGCUGUUGCCUCACUCUCCGUGCAGGCGCACCUGGGCCCAGCACCCUCGGGGUGGGAGGAUUCUGCUCUCCAGCAGUCCUUGCUCACCGAAGGAGGGGGUGCUGGAGUCCUGGAGGGUUCUUCCCAAGCCCCAGGUGACCAGCGGGAAGGGGAGCUCAAAAACCUUGACGAGGAUACUAUACUCCGGAUGAUAGUGGGAUUGCUCCAGAAAGCGGGAGACCAGUGGGAAGAAGAGCUGCAAGCCCUUCUGCCACAGGGACUAAAGGCGGCUCCACAAAACCCGGCACCAGCCUACAGGAGGAAAUCCCAAGAGAAAAAGUCUAGUCUCAAGAGGACCUUUUCUUGUAAGAAACAUAGCUCCGAGGAGCCCAAGCGAGCAGGGGCUACAGAUGUUUCCAGCCCGAAGUCCCGGCCACCCAAGAGGCCCAGCUUCCUGCCCCUAUGUGUUGGGGGCCAUCGCCCCUCCAUCUCUAGCAGCCCUGGUGCAGAGGAACCUGAAGUCCAAGAGGCCCUUUCUACAGAUGGUGGGGGUCCAAGUCCCUCUGAGCUUUCUUCCCGAGCAGGAAGUUGGGGACAGGAAGAGGACUUGCAGCUGGACAGAGCCUCAGAAUUCAAAGAAUUCAUCGAGACGAUCAUCACCCUACUCCAAGAUGCCGAGGAGCAGGAGGGAGAGAAGCAAUUUCAAGUCCAGGAGCCAGAAGUGGCUGUAGAAAACCUGGCUCCAGCAUACAGGAAGAAAUCCCACGAGAAAAAGCCCAGCUUCAGAAAAGCUUUUUCUCUUAAGAAACAUGGUUCGAAGGAGCCCAAGAGAGCAGGGGCAGCAGAUGCUGCCAGCCCGGAAGCCCGGCCACUCAAGAAGCCCAACUUUCGGCCCCUGUGUGUCGGGGGCCAUCGGCCCUCCAUCUCACCUCCUGAUCUGGACAGCCCAGAGUUCCAGGGGUCCUUGCCUGCAGAAGGGGAACUGGCUGGAUCUUCAGAAGCACCCUCCCAGGCCAGGAGCCUCAAGCCGGAAGGGCGACCUCAGGCGGGAGGAGCAUGUGAAUCUAAGGAGCCAAUCAUCCAGCGGCUGGUGGCGCUUCUGCAAGAAGUAGACGGCCAGGUGGGAGAGCAGAUCAGGCGGCACCCCAGCUUUAAGAGGUUUUUCUACAAGCUCUCAGACUCUUCCCUCAGAAAGCUGGCAGCCACCCUGUGCAGCCCGGAGGCCCACUCCACUGAGCCAGACAGAAGCUCUGCUGAGGGACGCUACCAGUUUGCCUUUGAGCUGGCUAACAAAUUCGCGGGCAGCAACAGGCACGCUGUCCUCAGCCUCAUGGGACGCCGCUACAGCCGCCGCAGUUACUCCCAGUUCCCCUACGGGGAAGCCCAGCCGAACAUCACAAGUCAUAACAGCCAAAGUCCAGAUUAAAAGUUGUUGCACUUUGCACUCAAGUUUCCUUGAAUAAGUCAAACAAUUGGCAACUUUAACCAGAAGACCCUGAAGAUGCUUCAUGAUGUCCCAAUCCAGUGCUUCACAGACAAGACUGAAGAGUGGACGGCCAUCUGCAUCCAUGCACCAUUGUGGCUUUAUUGAGACUCAGAUGCACAAAGCAUUCUUCCACAAAGCUGGAGGCAGAGGCUGUAUUGGGGGCAAUAAGCACUGGACUGGGAGUUUGGAGAGGAGGGCUCACCCACUGACCUGCCCCAAAGUUGUGGCAAGACCCUCUACAUGUCCCCUCACCUCUCCAGACCUUGGAUUCUGGGCUAGACUAGGUGGCCCAUUGGAUUCUUUCUGACUCUCUUAUGCUGAAAUACCUAAAGAGAGGUAGUGAGCAUUUUCAUGCUGUGGCUCCAUACACCCCAUUGAGCUGGAUUCUUAAAGUACUUACAGAGGG